CCAAUACUCUUUUCUAAACCAGCUGAAAGAACCUCCCUUUUAAUCUUCUUUCUCAUAUAUACCUAAAGAUAUUAUAUUCUUCUCUACAUUGUGAUAAAAAGCAAACACCGAGAAUAGCACAACAUUUCAUUCACAACAGCGUUAUCUUACCUUCAGUCCACAGAGUUUUCUUCCUUCUUUCAGAACAAAUGACCAGACCCACUGCUACUGAGAAGCUGGUGGCAAUCUCCCUCGUACUUCUUGCAAUGAUCUCACCAUUAUAUAUUGGCAAGGAAGCGGCGGAGGAAGAAGAAGAUGAGGAGAACAGAAAGUUGCGCAUAUGGUUGCCGUUUGUUCUCAUUCUGCUAAUCUUUUGUAUCAGUCUCAGUACAUGCUUUAUGGAUCAAAGAUUCAUGAGGUUUGAUCCGUACUGGAUUCACAGGGUAGGGGGUUCAUCAUGCGGGAUCUUCACCUUUCUUCUGGUUCUAGGGUUUGUGCUGAAGUGUAAGGCCUGUCUUGGUACUUGAAUGUUAG
Messenger RNA from Phalaenopsis equestris, 513 nucleotides. RefSeq lists its product as uncharacterized. The coding region runs from base 189 to 506 and encodes 105 amino acids. NCBI's taxonomy places the organism in Eukaryota, Viridiplantae, Streptophyta, Magnoliopsida, Asparagales, Orchidaceae. The transcript has a single exon. The record is from RefSeq and is a predicted model, not a curated record.